AUGCUUCAAGUCUACCUUGAUCCAUGUACGGUGAAUUCUAGAAAAGUGCUUGCGGGGUUGGACCUAAUGGGUGUUGAGUACAAAUUGAAUCAUAUCAAUUACUUCACCGGUGAACACAAGAGCCCGGAUUACUUGAAAAUCAAUCCCAAUGGGACAGUUCCCAGCGCUUCAGAUGGACCUGGUUUCAACAUAACCGAGUCCAACGCAAUCCUUCAAUAUGCCGCAGAUCUCCACGGAAGUAUCUACUACCCAAAAGAUUUGAAAGCUCGCGCCGAUGUCAACCGAUGGCUCCUCUGGGAAGCUUCGGUCUGGUUUCCAAGCUGUUAUGUUUAUCUUGUCGAAUAUGUCGUAAAGCCACUCCUCAAAACCGAGCCAGACCAAUCCAUCAUUGAUGCCCAGGCGCCCAAAUGGAAUCAGCUGGCAUCUGUACUUGACGCCCAACUUGCCAAGACGAAGUUCCUCGCAGGAAACGAGGUAACAAUUGCAGAUAUUGCUGUCGCCGCGCCUAUGCAUCUCCACAAGGCCCAGCGUUUGCCUCUCGAUGAACAUCCAAAUCUGAAACGCUGGUUGGUAGAUAUUGAGAAACUCCCAUCCUGGCAGAAGACUCAAGGUGCAGUCGAUACGGCCUUAUUGCCAUCAGUGGGCAAUGUAAAUACCAAUCCUAACGAGGUGCGUGCAAAUUUCAACUACACAAAGGACGUCGACAAACUCACCGAAAUUUACUUUUACGAAACCGAGGCUGGUAAAGACACUCAUGAGCCCGGGGACGAUCCACACGAAAUGGUAGUUACAGAUGGCUGGGAAAGAAACCGAGCCACGCCAUUCGCGACCGACAAGAAUGGGUUCUCAAUCCACCCCUUCGAGACACAAUAUCAGAAGUGGGAGGAUGAGGCGAACGUGCGUGAAGAAUUCUACCCCGAGAUCGUGGAUUUUGUCAAAAAAACCACCGGGGCAAGGCGAGUUCUUGUUUUCGACCACACAAUAAGAACAAAGGCGAACGCAGCAAAGCCCAUCACACAAGAAACGGAUACAACUAAACGAGCUCCGGUGAUGUUAGUCCACUGCGACUAUACCGCCGAAUCGGGUCCACUACGUGUGGAACAACUUCUCGGCGCGGAAGCAAAGGACUUACUUUCUCAUCGGGUGGCUUUCUUUAACGUGUGGAAACCACUCGGGACGGUUGAAGAAAGGCCCUUGGCCAUGUGCGACGUGACAUCUGCGCCUGAAGAGGACUUUUUCAAGCUGCAUCUCCGCUAUCGCGAUCGCAACGGGGAAAAUUAUGUCAUGAGAUACUCGCCAAAGCACAAGUGGUGGUACUUCCCAAAAAUGGAGGCUGACCAGGUCAUUCUCCUCAAGACAUAUGAUUCGAGAUCGGACAUUGCUCGAUUCGUUGGGCAUACAGCUUUUGAGGACCCAACUUCUCCACCCGACGCAAAGACGCGUGAGAGCGUUGAAAUCAGAACUAUUGCUUUCUUCUGA
Molecule: messenger RNA, 1479 nt
Organism: Cadophora gregata
Lineage: Eukaryota; Fungi; Ascomycota; Leotiomycetes; Helotiales; Ploettnerulaceae
Exons: 9
Coding region: 1-1479 (492 amino acids)
Molecular function (GO): oxidoreductase activity
Source: RefSeq, a predicted model, not a curated record